Messenger RNA from Chara braunii, 3744 nucleotides. Lineage: Eukaryota; Viridiplantae; Streptophyta; Charophyceae; Charales; Characeae. The record is from the annotation of a GenBank genome assembly.
CCGUUUGUUUGUUCUUAUUUGUCGCAUCUGGUUUUUGUCUCAUCUGGUUUUUGUGUGUUUGGUUGUGUCCUUUUGUUUGCCUUGCUGUCGCCUACAUGUCAGUAUGUCUGUUUGUUGACACGUGUACCUGUUCCUGUUGGUAUGCCAAGUGGGCUGGCUGUCAAAAACCAACAUGCCGAUCGAGAUGCCACAUGGACUGCCUUUCUCGGUCGACAAGUGGAGUGUGGAAUCGAUGUCGAAACCGUUCCACUUCCUAACUCAUGCGCACAAGGAUCACACUGAAGGAUUGUUAACAAAUGCUCGCCAUCCAGUUUACUGUUCGGCAAUCACUAUGGAGAUUAUCCUCCAGCGACAUCCUGGGCUCAGCAGAGGGUGUUUUAUACCCAUGGAGAUCGGUGUGCCAACCACCAUCCAUGGCCCUCAUGCAGAGGCAUUCACUGUCACGGCUUAUGAUGCCAAUCAUUGCCCAGGAGCAGUGAUGUUCCUUUUUGAGGGAGAAUUUGGCACUGUCCUUCAUACGGGAGAUUGCAGGCUGACGACGCAAGUCCUGGAGAUGCUUCCUGCAAAGUUUCUUCGUCUAGCGCCGUCCGAUGUGUCGAGAUCUAUGGCACCGGCUUCAACUGCAGAGGCAGCUGCAGCAGCAGCAUCUGCUGCUGCUCCUCCUAAUUCCUCCUCCUCCUCCUCCUCCUCCUCCUCCUCCUCCCCCUCCUCCUGCAUCGACUAUCUCUUCCUUGAUUGCACUUACGGUCGCCUCACCAAGAACUUCCCUGAUCGGGGGGAUGCCAUUGAUCUGGUGAUCAAGACAAUCGAGGAGAACGAUGAGGGAAAAAUCAUAUACAUCUCAUGCGAUAUGCUGGGAACGGAGGACGUGCUGGAUGCGAUCGCGACAACAUUCCGCACAAAAAUCUACGUCGACCCGUCGAAGCUAUCUGAAUGGUGGUCCGAUCUCCAGAUCACUAGCGAAGAGAUUGUUGCCAGUGAUAAGCACUCAACACGUUUCCACGUGGUUGCAGGACCCGGACUGUGCAAUUUUGCCACACAAGCAUUUGCAGAGUCAAAGUCAAAGGGCGAUCCCCAACCGUUGAUCAUAAGACCAUCUGCCCAGUGGUUUACCGACAAAGGAGCAGGCGAGGGCACAGGUUUCCUUCACUCCUCUUCCUGGGAAACUUGUGCUGGUGGAAUUACGCCCAAAACGGCCGUUCCUGUCCGUGCGCAGGCCAAGGAAGGAAGGAGAUCUUCCUCCUCCUCGUCUUCAUUGCUCUUCUCUUCCUCCUCUUCUUCCUACUAUCGCUCUUCGAUCGGUAAUCCCCAUCGACAUUGGACAAUGGCAGGUGCUGAAGGGGUGGUCAAGAUGCCAGCACCUACAUCUUCUGCGCCCGUUGUGAAGGAUCGGUAUGGCGUUUGGCGGGUACUAUAUUCUAUCCAUUCAUCGAGGAGUGAGUUGCGGAACGCAAUCAGAUGCCUGCAACCUGUUUGUGUGAUCUCAUCGACUCCCAAGAGCAUGCCUGACCCUGCUGCAUUGGUUCCAGAUGGAAUUCCCACAAGAUCGGACUUAGAAUGCCCCUCGUUGAUGGACCCCUUGAGGUGCUUGAGGAGAGGGCGUUGUUCCGCCGAUGAUCAGCGUCCCCCUCGAGACCUAGCGAUGAGUGCCUCGGGUGAGCACGCUCCGCUCAGAGGCCCAGUUAUGGGUGCCAUUGAGGAGGAAACAGAUCUGCGCGAUCGGGGGGAUCGGCGGGAAAGCAGUAGAGUUAAAACAGCAGCAUGCAGUCCCUCCAUCUCUGGCAGAUGUGAAAACGCUGAAGGUGUGCAGCGCAAGCGAGGACACAGCGAACUACAAGUGGGAGGCGGGAGAAGUGCUGCGAGCGAGGGGGAGGAACACCAGAUGAUUCUGAAGCGAAGAGGAGUCUGUGAAACACAAUUGCAGACAGAAGACCAUGUUCAGCAGCAGCAGGAGAAUCAACGGCAGCGGCAGCAGACGGAGCAGGAGAAACGGCGAAAGUGGCACGGCCAUGAGAAUGAACAACAUGGGCAGCAGCAAGAUAGGUCCAAACGAGAGGAGGAGGAGGGGGAGGAGAGUAAGUUAUUAUUGGCACGUGAUAUUUAUCCAGAAGCAGCAAUAGCUGAUGGUGUCGCAAAUAGUUGCUGUUCUACUGUUAUUGCCAAGGUUAGAGUGGGGCCCGGUGCUGGGAGCAGGUCGGGUGAAGGAUUCACUUCCCCGGCACCGGAUUGUGAGUAUCUGGCAGGAAGGGGGCGGCUGCAGGCACUGACACCAGCGUGUCAGAUUUUAUCCCCUGAGAAAGAUAAGGCGAAGGGUGACGAAGUCGGAGGUCAAGUGCCGUCCAAGAUGGUGGGGAAUUCCCAGGGGUUGGUUGCUCUGCUUUCCGUGCGCGACAUUCCUCCUUCGCCGCCAAUGAGCUUUUCGUCAGACUCGGACAUUGAUGGGGAUGGUGAAGAGCGGGGAGAGGAGGUGGUUCAAUAUGAAGGCAAGGACGAAGAGAAGAGACCCUCAGAUUCUCAUCGAUCGGCUCUGGAUGCGCAAGCACUUUUCUCCGAAGUUUCAUCAGAGCGAUCACUUGGAAUCGAUGGAAUGGAUCAUCAGGAUAUCAUGAACGAUAAGGCAAAUGUUGCGACAGCAAGGAUGCGUGCAACCCUGCCCCUGGAGGAGAGCAGUCCCUCGUUAUGUAACGUUAAUCUGGGCAAUCGCAGAGAUAACACUAGCAGUUUCGCCACUUCACGACAGGAAAUGGCAGGACCGUUGUCCGAUGUACCAGCUUCCGGAGAGAUGGGUGGUGAUGUUGUGUAUCCUCCUUGGUCCUGCGUCGCUGACAGAUUUCGUACGAGAAGCGAACACUCCGCAGGACUGAAAAGCGUUACGGCAAGCAAAGUUCAUUGUAGUGCAGGCAUACAGCACACUCAGAUGAGUGACAUCCAGAGCUGCAACGUGUCACACACAGAAAAAGGGGAAAGAGACUGGCGAAUAAGUAAAGGGAUCCCGCUCCGGCACGAGGGUGGGUGUGAAAGAGGCUGUGAUGAUAGCACAGGGUGUCAAGAUGAUCGGUCAGGAUUGGCUGCGCAGUGUGCGGGCCAAUGUGAUGCCUCCUCUCUUCGGGAGUCCAAAUCUGACAUCUAUCGGAACGUUGGUACACACUUAGGCACCGCCUUGAAUGACGAGUCAAGAAAUGUGCUCGGUGCCCAGGGUUGCGAUCAGGACCCCUUGACGCUCUUGUAUCGCAAGUCCUAUCUUCCACGUGUGAAACCGCUGCGAAGCCUCCUGGGGCGGAGGUAGAUGAUCUAGGUGAUGCACUGGUUUGCGGUGAGGAGGAUGGAUGAUUUGGAGCUGAUGGACUCAAGUUGAGCCCAUUAUCAGAAUGGAUUGAUCUUUUUUUGUGCACUACAUCGAUUUGACAGGACCACGCUGCCGUUUGGCCUCUAGCACGACCGUAAAAGGUUUUCAGCAGUUUGCCGGCGAGGGUUAGUGACUGCGAUCUUCGCUCGUAACCGACAAGAUUGCGUGUGUGGGGAAAGUCAAGAAAAUUUUGGUGCACAUUUGCAGAACCUUUUUCUUUUUCUCCAUGCGAAGAAAAAAAAGCCAUCAUAGCCAACACGCGCAUCGUUGAAGCUGCUCAACUGCAGGGGUCUCUGACUGGAGACGUCAGAGCAGCAGGCAUGCGCAUCGUUGGUUUGACUGGCGGGAUUGCAAGUGGGAAGUCAACAGUAUCACGGGAGCUUCAAGCUCAAGGAAUC